CCGGUGGGGUGCGACGGCGAAGUGGGGAGCGAGCUGAGGCUCGACGAAUGCGGGGUGUGCGGCGGGGACAACAGCACGUGCCGCCGGAUGUCCGGCUUCUUCUCGCUGCGCCGGCUGCCGCCGGGGUAUAACUUCGUGGCGCGGAUUCCGGCCGCGUCCUGCCUGGUCAACGUCACCCAGAUCGCCCCGACCCCGAAUCUCAUCGCCCUGAAGGAAUCCGGAGCGCAGGGGAAAUACAUCCUUAACGGCGACUGGAAGGCGAGCGAGGAGAGGAAGCAGCACCGAGGCGCCGGGACAGUCUUCUACUACGGGGGCAAGGACUCCGUCGUCGCGCCUGGUCCCAUCGCCACGGCCGUCGAUCUCUUCGUAAGCGAGGCCGCGACGUUUCGCGACGUUUCGCGGUGGGCUUUGGAGGUGAACUCGUCUCGGGGUUUGAGUGCUUCUCUAAGAGCGGAUUUUGAAUUUGUGGGGCGGGGGAAUCCUCUGAUCGUCUCUCGAGGGGAGAACAAGGGGCUGAUCUACGAAUAUUCCAUCCCUGCGAUCCCGAGCUUCCCGCCAGAUGGCAGCACAGGUCGAGCAGUCGAUCGUGAUAGUUUCUGCCUCGUGAGGGUUGAGAUCGGAGUCGGCAGGGUCCAGGUUCCUGGAGUCUCGGUCCCCGCUGCAACAGAGCGUCCUCACGCCUCAACUCCCGCCUGCGUUCUACUACGACGAUGCUCAUCCCGCACCGCGCAGUUGGGACGUUGGAGACUCCUGGACGACCUCGUACGGCUUCUCCUGGGUCACGCAGGGCACGACCCCCUGCUCCAGGUCGUGCGGCGGAGGCAAGUCUCUUCUCUUUUCGCCCCGUCGCCGACGAGAGACGACACGGGUGACGACACGGUCGCCUUUUUCUACCUAGGGUACCAGACGACGAGGGUGGCGUGCAUGAACGAUCGGACGCGGACGGUGAUCGCCGACUGGCUCUGCGACUCGCAGCAGAAGCCGACGCAGCAGAUCGUGGCGUGCAAUAAUCAGCCCUGCCCCCCUCAGUCAGUGGAAGGCGGGAGAAUGGAGCGAAUGCAGCGCCACGUGCGGACGAGGCCUGCAGACGAGAACGUGGCUCUGCCGACAGGAGAUGUCCGCUGGGAUGACCCUCACCGUACCGCACGGGGCCUGCCUGGGUCGGGACCCGAAGCCAGAGGACGAGAGCAGGGCGUGCAUGAGGCCUCCGUGUCUGGGGUGGCACGCGGGUCCCUGGUCCAAGGUCGGGCGAGACACGAGGGCGGAGUGACGUCGGCGACGAUGCGAUUCGCGCUCGUCGGAUCGUGGUGUAACCGAUCGGAUCGCGCUGACGUCACUUCUAACAUCCACGAUCGUCCGCUUUCCGUCUCUGGUGGAGGCUGUUCUGCGACGUGUGGCGAGGGAACGCAGGAGAGAGAGGUGAAAUGCCUCGAAGGUGACGCUUCCGUGGUGGAUCCGGAGAAAUGUGGAGAAGAUAAGCCGGAAUCACAUAGGCAUUGUCAAGGCCUUCCGCCAUGUGCUCGCACUCGACCCGUCUGGCUUUUCUCGGAGUGGAUAUCCAAUGUAUUGAAUUGUACAUGCGAUGGGCAAGGAGAAGAGACGAGGGAUGUGGUAUGUUUGCACGGCCGCGAUUGCGACGAAGCUCUCAAGCCGAAUUCAACGAAGGCUUGCGAGAGCUCCAAAUGUCAUGGGGCUCCUCAGUAUGCUUGGUUCACCGGCCCUUGGUCUCACUGUUCGUUGACGUGUGGAGGGGGAGUGAAAGAGAGGAAAAUCCUCUGCCUCUACCUUCCGCUUUCCACCGUCACGGAGGAUGAGGAAUGCGACGGAUUGGGCCUUCAAAAACCGCCUUCUUUGAAAUCAUGCAAGACGAGACGAUGCCCUCCUCGCUGGUUUCGUUCUCAAUGGUCCGAUUGCUCAGUGAAAUGUGGGAUUGGGGAGAUGAAGCGGGAAGUCCAGUGUCUGGAUGAGGAGUAUGAUCCCUCUGGCUUCUGCAACUCAGUCAUCCAGCCUCCCCAUGAGAUGAUGUGCUCAAUUCCUUGCACAACCCCUGCUUCUACCACCACCACCCUAGCAACUUUUACAACCACAGCUCAGGAGACUACUCCCACUGCAUCGCUGACAAGCACCAUUGCUAGUACUGUUGUUGAAGAACUUUCAACUACAGUCAACACUACACUGUCUUCAUUUUCUGAGACCACAUCUGUCAAAACAGAUACUACACCAAUAGUGGGUGCAGCUGAGCAGACCAAUGACAUCCCUGAUGCACUGAAUAGUCCCAGAACAGGGAAACAAAAUGGCCCUAAUUCUAUCCCAGGCAAAGAAAAACAUUCAAAGGUGUUUUGUGACAUUGAGGGUGUCCUUUCCCACGAAAAGUCAAAUGUAACAAUCCUACCCAAGGUUUACUACGUCUCGGGUACGUUUUGA
This is a messenger RNA of Darwinula stevensoni, 2424 nucleotides long. Lineage: Eukaryota; Metazoa; Arthropoda; Ostracoda; Podocopida; Darwinulidae. The record is from the annotation of a GenBank genome assembly.